AUGCGCAAAGUGUUAACACGGCUGUGGGGCAUAAACUUCCAAUUUGUUCUGACGCAAUAUGCUAACAAAGUUCGUUUCCGUUCCAAUUCAGUAUGCGGAAACAUUUAUAAAACUUCGUUUUCGCUGAUCAGUGAAUUGAACAGCCAAGUCAAUGACUUAAGAGGAAAAUUCGUUAAACCAACUUUGAAGAAAGUCUCCAAAUACGAAAACAAAUUCGCCAAACUCCAAAAGAAAGCGGCGGAAUUCAACUUCAGAAACCAACUGAAAGUAGUAAAGAAAAAAGAGUUCACCCUGGAAGAAGAAGACAAAGAGAAAAAAACCAGAUUGGUCCAAAAAGGGAGACGAAAAGAAGGUAAAAGAAGAAGUCGAAUACGAAGCAUAAUACCUCGCGCAAAGUUAUCAUUUGUAAUUUGUAUUCCCACAAUGGAUUGCAUAUUUUUACCCAGUUUUAUUUAUUUUCAUUUAUUCUAUGUUCAUUCAACACCAGCAUGUAAUCGUUAUGGCGAGGGAGAAGAAGGCGACGGUACCGAAGAUGAUAAGACCGACGACGGAUUGACCACCGAAGGCGAGUCGGUCGCGGACGAUUUGACGGACGCGACGGAACAGCACAGUGACAACGAGUUGAUCGAACCGGAACCGGUAGUCGAACCCGAACCGGAACCCCAACCGCCGUCCCCGGCACCAGAAGAACUUUGGGCUUACCUCAAGGACACGGUAUGCUCCAACAACCCACUUAGCGUGGACGACCUGGUCGACAAACUUAUGACUGCCGUCACAGCGAUACCGCAGCCACUGCUAAACUCGGUGGUCAAAGACACCAUAAAAAAACAGAAAUCUAUAGACGAAGGAAUCGAAGGCGGCCCACCGGCUGAAGGCGAUUCCACAGCGCCUACUGAUCCGGCCACGGACGCGGCGCCGGCCGUGGAUGCACCGGCCACGGACGCACCCGCUGUUGAUGCACCGGCCGUCGAUCCGGCAGCACCAGCCGCUGAUCCUGCUGCACCUGGCGCAGAAGUACCAGCCGUUGAUCCUGCUGCACCGGCCGCAGAUGCACCUGUCGCCGAGGCAUUACCGGCAGCAGACAUAACCACUGCUGCACCACUAGCCAAUGACGAACAACCAGCAGUGGCCACCGCCGGGGAGGCCGUACCGGCGGAAGCAACUCCGUCAGCGGAUGCCACGACACCGGAAGUAGCAGUACCACCAGCAGAAAGCGAACCAGAACCGGCAACAGAUUGAUGAUGAAAAUGCCAAAAUCAAACUCAUCCGAUCGUGCAACCUGAAUAUUUUAUACUACACAUCGUCAAAUGCAAUCAGCGUUAUUUAUUUACUAUUGUAUUCUUUGAAUUUUUUAAAAUCACCCACAUUGGAUAUUUUUAAUAUUUAUAUAUACAUAUAAAAAUUAUUUUCCGAACCAACAAAAUGACACUUCGUGUGGAUUUUGAAUGAAAUGAAACUUGUUAUUAAUUUGUAAUUUAUUUAUUACAGGUAAAUUAUAUAAUUAAUAACAGACA
Molecule: messenger RNA, 1514 nt
Organism: Sipha flava (yellow sugarcane aphid)
Lineage: Eukaryota; Metazoa; Arthropoda; Insecta; Hemiptera; Aphididae
Product: tropomyosin-1, isoforms 33/34-like
Exons: 8
Coding region: 1-1239 (412 amino acids)
Biological process (GO): muscle contraction
Cellular component (GO): troponin complex
Source: RefSeq, a predicted model, not a curated record